Molecule: messenger RNA, 396 nt
Organism: Danaus chrysippus (African queen)
Lineage: Eukaryota; Metazoa; Arthropoda; Insecta; Lepidoptera; Nymphalidae
Source: the annotation of a GenBank genome assembly
AUGGGUUGUGUCUGUUGUUCGUUAAGUUCAUUUGUAUCGAUUGUCCUAGAUGCAUUAGAAAGAGUAUCGUUAUGCACUGUAUGUGCGAUGCUGACAUGUUGUUUGAUGAUAACGAUCAUAACUGUGAUGGUUCUAGGAAUAGGAAUCGGCUACCAUUAUUGUUUUGUCCAAAAUUCUGUUGAAGCCAUGGCAAAGGCCGCGGAAGCUGCUGGUGCUUUACGAACGGGUUCUGGGCCGGGCCGUUCCGGGCCACCCCAGGUAAUGCGCUCAGUAGACAAGGCUGUUAAACGUGGAUUCGCGCAUCGCAUUUCGAGAAGAGAAAUCCUCAAUCCGGAUAGUAACAACACUAUCAACUUUAACAGCACUGCGAACAUCACUAGUGCCAAUCAUUUUUAA